This is a messenger RNA of Harpegnathos saltator (Jerdon's jumping ant), 2411 nucleotides long. RefSeq names its product replication protein A 70 (gene RpA-70). The record is from RefSeq and is a predicted model, not a curated record. Gene Ontology annotation, cellular component: nucleus. NCBI's taxonomy places the organism in Eukaryota, Metazoa, Arthropoda, Insecta, Hymenoptera, Formicidae. Gene Ontology annotation, biological process: DNA replication; DNA repair; DNA recombination. The coding region runs from base 172 to 1965 and encodes 597 amino acids. Gene Ontology annotation, molecular function: DNA binding. The transcript has 13 exons.
CAUUCGCACGCCUUCUCUCUGUCUGAUAUCUGGAUUAAAAAAGGAUCAUUUGAGGAACACGGGCCCUUCAUGUUGAUCAUUAGGCGGGAAGACGGGGGAAGACUUUGUGUGACAUCGACGAAGAAAGACGCGAGGAAGAGUUUCUACUUGUAUCGAUAACAAUUCGCAAUCAUGUAUAAGCUGACGGAAGGAGCAUUGGAUAAAAUUAUGAAUGGCAUAGAUAUAGAGAAACCGGUGAUUCAGAUAUUGGGUCAUAAAAAGCUGACCAAUUCUAAUUCUGACCGGUACAGAUUGCUUGUAUCCGAUGGGCUAAGAACAAACUCCUUUACUAUGUUGGCCACGCAAUUAAAUCAUUUGAUCUCAGACAAUACCUUGUCUGAAUAUACAGUCUGCGAAAUAUCAAAAUAUGCUCUGAGUUCAGUAAACAACAGUGGCAAGGAAAAACGUGUAAUAAUAAUCCUGGAUGUCGAAGUGAUAGCUUCUGGUGAAAUGGUUGGACGUAAGAUAGGAAACCCAGUUAAUACGAGCAGAUCAGAGCCUGAAACCUCUAAACCGAAUAUAUCUGCAGCUGCACAUCAACAGAAUGGCAGCGCUACUAAAAAAAAUAAUUCAAGUAAUCAGUCCUCUUCUGACAUAUCUACCACUCCAAUUGCAGCAUUAAGUCCUUAUCAAAACAAGUGGGUGAUCAAGGUACGUGUGUUGACUAAAUCUCAGAUCAGAACAUGGAGUAACUCUCGUGGCGAUGGUAAACUGUUCAAUAUGGAACUGGUCGACGAGAGCGGUGAAAUUAGGUGCACCGCUUUCAAUAAUGCUUGCGACAAGUUCUAUGACAUGAUAGAGGCCGGGAACGUUUACUAUAUCUCACGUUGCCAGCUGAAGCCGGCAAACAAGCAGUUUAAUACGAUGAAAAAUGACUUUGAGAUGAGUAUGACCAACGACACAGAGGUUGUGCCAUGUCACGAUAACAGCGAGGAUAUACCGACGCUGCAGUUCAAUUUUUCCCCUAUAAGUCAGUUGGAAAACAUGAAGAAGGACGAUAUGAUCGAUGUCCUGGGUGUUGUUACAACGUUCGGCGAGUUGCAAAAUAUUGUAUCGCAAAAGACCGGUAAAGAGCAUGUAAAAAGGGACAUUAAUAUCGUCGACGACAGUAGUGUGACGGUGUGCGUCACACUAUGGGGGAAACAAGCGGAGGAUUUUGAUGCGUCAAAUAAUCCGAUCGUGGCUAUUAAGUCAGCUCGCGUCGGCGAAUUCAAUGGCGGCAAGAAUUUGUCCAUCGGUGGAAUGGCUAUAAUUGAAAAGGAUCCAGAUCUCCCGGAAGCGCAUAGGUUACGCGGAUGGUAUAGCGCAGGCGGCCACUUGGAAAACGUCAAGUCGCUGUCUAAAGCGGGCGGUGCCGGUGGCGGUGACAUGAACGCGCCGUUGUACACCUUCCAAGAGGCGACCGACGCAAAACUGGGCGAGAAAAUGGACGCGGCGGAUGUAUUCUCGGUGACAGCUACCAUAAACAUAAUUCGUGUGGAGAAUUCAAUCUACAAGGCGUGUCCGCUAGAAAGUUGCAAGAAGAAACUCGUCGAUCAAUCCACAGGAGUAUUCAGAUGCGAGAAGUGUAACAAGGAUUACCCAAACUUUUUGUAUCGCCUGCUGGCGAGUAUGAACAUUGCGGAUGCUACGGGCAGUCGUUGGAUUACCGCUUUCAAUGAAGAAGCUGAGAAGAUCUUGGGUAUGUCAGCGCAGGAAUUAGGCGAAUUGAAGGAGAAUGAUAACGAUGCUUACAUGCAAAAGUUUGGCGAUGCGAGCUUCAAGAGGUUCACGUUCGGUGUGAGAGUGAAAUCGGAAGUUUUCCAGGAUGAAAUGAGAAUGAGGCACACCUGUACUUCAGUCUCUCCGCUGAAUUACAGAAUCUACUUGGCACAUCUGCUGGACAAAGCCUCCAAGUUGGCGCACAUCGAAAAAUUGGAAAGCUAAAAAAUUUGAUUUAUCGUACAAAAAGAGGGAAUAAUGAGUUCUUUAUUUUAAAUUAUGCGAUCGGUAUACACUGUUUGAGACACUUUAUACGCGAUUAUUUCUAUUUGUUCCGGAGGUGUGGUUCCAAUUCUUUAUUUUCCUCCCUCUCGUUAAUUAAAUUAAACAGAUAAUUUCAUUCAAGAUGUUAUUUUCAACCUAAAAGAAUGAUGUAUUAGCUUGAGAUUUAAGUUACAUCGCAUUUAUAUAAGCUGUCGAUGCCAUUAUUUAAAAGCGUUUAUAAUCGUUAUGUAGUAGAACAUUUGGUAUGAACGUCUCGAACAUAUUAUGUUAAGGAAAGAUAUAAUUUCCAACGUAUUUGAAUAUGUCUGUGUGCAUUGUAUCUCUCUUACACUUUCAGCACGAUUAUCACAAAAUAAAAACCAAUAAUAAGCGAGAAAUAAACUCAA